Molecule: messenger RNA, 1461 nt
Organism: Ogataea polymorpha
Lineage: Eukaryota; Fungi; Ascomycota; Pichiomycetes; Pichiales; Pichiaceae
Exons: 1
Coding region: 45-974 (309 amino acids)
Source: RefSeq, a predicted model, not a curated record
GUUUAAGAUGGCUUAUUUCAUGGCGUUAGAUAAAUUGAACUAAAAUGUCUGAGUUUCAAGAAUACCUUGAAAACGUGCUAAUAAAUUGCAAUAGGAGAGAUCACGAACAGGUGAAGCUAGGAUUGUCCGAAUUAGACGAAUUAUUAACAAAGCUUUGCGUUCUUAAAUAUGAUGAACUGACGUAUGAGCCAAGCGCAGUGAGGAAAAGUGGAAGUUUGCCCUCUAUUGCUGAACGACAGGCAACAAUAAGUAAGAGUGGCUUGGCGAACGGUUUAGCGACUCAUUAUCAGCGGAGGUGGAAACUGCCCAAAGUUGGUGAUGUGGUGUUCGGAGAAUUUUUGACUCUCCAAGACAAAAUACAAUAUAAUGUGGUGUCGCAACUCAUACAGAUUAUCCCGUUUGUUAGUACGUUCAAAGAAAAUGAGUCACUAAGGGUACUUUUCAGAAUAUUGCAAGGCUGUUUUCUCCUUCAUCCUCCAUCUCGCAAUCUUAUCACAUACGAGUCCAAAAUGUGGGUUCUAUUGGAAUUUCUCAGCCCAAGAUAUAGCCCACAGGUCAUUGAAGCUCUUAUACCUGUUCUGGUGAGUUCGCUUGUUCGGAAUGUUCCAAAUAUAAGAAUUUUUGAACGGUUAGGAGGUCCGCAAUACCUAUGUGAAUUGUUGACACAUAAGUCUGACGUUGCAGGUUUGGCCCGUGAAUGGAAAGAAGUACAAGUGAAGGUGCUGGAAUUCCUAUUUUUUUAUCUGAUCCCAGAGUCUCAAAAUAUGGAGUCAAAUUCCUCGUUGAGGCAUCCAGUCGCAUCUAAGAACGAAAGGUCAAGUAAUGUAAAAAAUCACGAGGACGGGCACCGAAGGAAAGGCACAAAUGAAAAAGCUACAAUACUUAAUAGGUAUCUGAAUGGAGAAAUUACCAAAGGGUUAGUGGCCGAAUUGCAGACAAGUAAGCCAUUUGGUGAAAUGAACAUAGAAUGGUGAAAUUUCAAUUUGCAUUAGUCGUUCUAUCAGAUACGUUCAAGGAGUGUCCUUAUUGCAUUAUGAAUAGUCGCGCGUAAAUUAUCAUUCCCAAGCUUGAAAUCUUUGGGCUUACAAUUUGGGAUUUGCCAAUUUCUCGCGUCCCUUGCUCAUGAAGCUAGAAACUGGGUGAACAAACCUAUUAAGGCACUUAAUACUAAAGUACCAAACAUCCAGCUAUUAGGACUGUACACUUAGAGUUCUUGGGAGACAAGUGCGUCCUCCUCAAUUUGAAACGAGUAUUCUGAAUUUUGGACUCAUCUGUGUUCACUAGUCACAUGACCAAGAGUCACGCGACAGAGCUUACUAAGCUCCGUAUUCGGUUAUAGCUACUGUCAAUGCCUCGUGCGGGACACAAAAAGUCGGACUCGAGUUCGGAUUUCCUGCAAAAUUCUGCCCUCAGAAUUAACGAGCGCCCGGCAUCGCGGGCUGGGGCGCAUGAAAAACCUAC